AUGGCAUCGUCCUCUUCGCCGGCGUCACCGCUGCUCUACGCCUGCAUCGCCCACAACAACACCAUCCUCUCAGAAUGCAUCACCUCAGCCUCCUCCAACACCUCCUCCCUCGCCUCCAUUAUCCUCCCCAAGAUCGACCACUCGGCCCCGCAAAAGCUAACCUACACGCAUGGCGCCCACCACAUCCACUACAUCGCUUCCGCCCCGUCAGAAUACCCGUCCAGCCAGUCAACAGCAGGCGGCCUCACCUACCUAGUCGUCGCCGACUCGUCCUCUGUCUCGCGCCGCAUCAGCUUCGGCUUCCUGGUCGAGCUCCGCCGGCGCUUCCUCGCCGCGCACCCGCCCGAAUCGACCGACUUCUCCGACUUGCCGAACUAUGGCUGCGCCGCGUUCAACGCCGAGAUGCGCGGGCUGAUGGUCGAGUACGGGACAACGGCGCACGGGCGGGACGACGCCAUCGGCAACGUGCAGAGCGAAAUUGAGGACGUGCGCGGGAUCAUGACGCGGAAUAUUGAGGGCUUGUUGGAGAGGGGGGAGAGGAUUGAUUUGCUGGUGGACAAGACGGAUCGGUUGGGGGGUAGUGCGAGGGAGUUUCGGGUCAGGAGUAGGGGGUUGAAGAGGAGGAUGUGGUGGAAGAAUGUCAGGCUGAUGGGGUUGAUGGGGUUUGUCGUUGUCUUGAUUGUGGUGACCAUCGUGGUAUCGGUGAAGAACAGUGUUUAG
This is a messenger RNA of Parathielavia appendiculata, 720 nucleotides long. Its product is annotated as vesicle-associated membrane protein. The transcript has 2 exons. Gene Ontology annotation, biological process: vesicle-mediated transport. The record is from RefSeq and is a predicted model, not a curated record. NCBI's taxonomy places the organism in Eukaryota, Fungi, Ascomycota, Sordariomycetes, Sordariales, Chaetomiaceae. Gene Ontology annotation, cellular component: membrane. Bases 1 to 720 code for a protein of 239 amino acids.